Ustilaginoidea virens is the source of this 2664-nucleotide messenger RNA. RefSeq lists its product as uncharacterized. The coding region runs from base 1 to 2664 and encodes 887 amino acids. The transcript has 6 exons. The record is from RefSeq and is a predicted model, not a curated record. NCBI's taxonomy places the organism in Eukaryota, Fungi, Ascomycota, Sordariomycetes, Hypocreales, Clavicipitaceae.
AUGGCGGCAUCGCCAGACAUCGAGCAGUUGCUGCAGAGCUAUGUCGGCGAGCUGGUGCCCUACACCUUCCACCCGGGAUUCGUGUGCUUGAGCUACACCAUCAGCCUGUUUGGGACGGGCACAACCCUCGAGUUGAUCAGGAGGAGGACUUCGCACCGCGGAUAUCAUAACUUAUUGCUGCUGGUUGGCGCAGCCAUUGCUAUGGGCGGCAUCGCCAUCUGGUCCAUGCACUUCAUCGGCAACCGGGCCAUCUACAUGCUCGACGGCCAGGCGGCCUUCCAAAUCGCCUACUCCGCCUCCCGAACCGUCCUGUCCCUCCUCGUUCCCAUCCUGGUCCUCGUCCUGGCCUUUCUCGGCGUCAGCAGCAACGGCCGCGUCCGACGGGGCGGCAUCGUCAUCGCGGGCAUCCUCUCCGGCUGCGCCAUCUGCGGCAUGCACUACCUUGGCAACGCCUCCAUCAGCAACUACGCCGUCUCCUACAACCUCGGCUUCCUUCUCGGGUCCGUCGUCAUCGCUCUGCUGGCCAGCACCGCCGCCCUGACGCUGUUCUUUGUCUUUGAGAACACCUGGAGCAAUGCCUGGUGGAAGAGGGCGGGAUGUGCCAUGGGGCUUGCAGGCGCCGUGUCGGGGAUGCAUUGGUGCGCCGCCGUCGGCACACGGUACCGCCUGCUGAGUGCGUCGCCCGACGAGCACGGCGUGUCGAGACAGGACUCCAUGAUUGUCGUCAUCUGCCUGGCCAUUUCGGCCGGCUUCGUCUUGACGAUUCUGGCGGCCUAUUCCACCUGGGUGAGGCGGGACUACGCAACCAAGUCCCAGCAAGUCGUCGUCGCGGCCGGCGUGUUUGACGAAAAGGGCCGCAUCAUGGUCAGCCAGGACGGCUACCUCCCCAGCGAGGUGGUGACCGACACGUAUUGGCCCAAGUCCCACGAUGACAUCUUCUCCACCAGCCACCCCCUCUUCCACUGGAUGUUCCGUGCCUCCCGCAACUGGGCCACCAUCUCCAAGGUGCUCCCCAGAAUGGCCUUGCACAUCUCCCGCCUCUCCCAGGCCUCCAACAUUACUGGCCGCGGAAGCGUCCGUCUCGUCGGCGAAGACGGCGUCCUCGUGGAAAACUACGACAUUAUCCUACAGGAACUCUUCUGCAUCGCCGCCGACGCCCUCGCCGCCAAGACCAAGGAGACCCUCAAGGGCGUAGGCACCCUCUGGGACGAAAUCCUUGUCACGGGCCACUCCUUGUCGUUGCAGGGCACACCGUCGUCUGAGCGUUCGCGCCUCCGCAGCAUGGAAAAGCUCCUCUCGUACAGCACCGCCGAAAAAGGCGCCGUCCCUGCUCAAGAGGACGGCCGCGGCACUCUCAUGUUCCUCAUCCGCCAGGUGGAAAGCAAGCGCGAGGUCGAAAAGCUCGAGGCCGCCGGCUUUCGCUUUGCCGAAAUCCACCACGUUGUCGGGUCGGUCCGCUCGAGUAUGCACAUCAAGUCCCCCGACCUGGAGUCUCGGCUGCGCAACAUGGCCCAGCAGAGUCGCAAGACGACCAUGCUUUCCCCGGGCCUUCACGUCGGCAUCUUUGCCGUACGUGCUCGUCUUGACCGAUGUGGCGGUGGCUUUGACGUCCUAGUUCGUAAGACGGCCAAGAACUUGCUCCCCGCCGUUGCUCUGCCCAACAAGGGCCCCCUGUCCCCUGCUGAGUCGGCCUUUGUCCAAUCUCUCGGCGGCCGGACGCUUGACUCGGUCAUUGCCGCGUCGGAGCACUGUGCUUCAUCGCCGACUUUGGAAACCCGGGAAUUCGCCGGGCAGCUGAAAGCUGCCCUCUGCACUCUCAAGAGCUUCCUCGGCGAUGAGUGCUUCAACGAGGCCACUUUGCUGCCAAACAACGUCCAGCUACCUUGCUCGCGCAUCAACACCACCUCGGACCUCAAGUCGGCAUCUAGAUGCACGCUGAUGGCCUUUCAGCUCGUCUUGCCCAUCCACGCCAGCCUGACUGCCUCUCAGUGCGAGUUUACCGCCCUCAGUCUGUUCAAGAUGCGUCAGGUUACCUACGAGAGCUCCUCGGACAUUGUCGAGUUUUCUCACAUGGUUCACCGCGACAUGUCGUCAACAGCUUUGCCAGAAGUGGCAGUCGUCCCUCCGAGGUUCAGCCUAAACCUCCCAUCUUCUAGUCCUUACUUGACCAAGACUAUCGACAGAGUUCGCAGCCACAGACGGCACAAGACGGAUCCUUACCUGGACACGUCCAAAAGCCAAGAGGGUCUAUCAAGGACGGCAUCAUCGAGGCUUAGUUCACUAUGCCACGGUGACGAAGCAAGUAUCGAGGAUGCCUGCAAGCCCCCGGCCCUGAGCCCUGGAUUGAAUCCGGACGACCAAAACGGCACGUCGAACGAUGCUGCUCACAGCCCGCCCAUGCAGCUUCACGUCUACGGCGGCAUCAUGGUUUCCAAGCAAGUGUCGAUCAACUUCCAAGAGACCAAAGAAGCAGACACCAACCCCCCCCAGCAAAGUGGCUCUGAGCUCAUCCAGCUGGUCCCCAGGUCAGAUUCCAGAUGCCAGGCCGAGAAAUCCUUCUCUGCCACGGCAACAGGUGAAACCGUCGCGCCCGAGCUGGCCAACGAGGCCGCCUUUGUAGACGAGCUACUUGCCAUGACCAUGCCGAAGCGGUUCAGCCAGUAG